Fusarium redolens is the source of this 3042-nucleotide messenger RNA. RefSeq lists its product as uncharacterized. The transcript has 7 exons. The coding region runs from base 1 to 3042 and encodes 1013 amino acids. Lineage: Eukaryota; Fungi; Ascomycota; Sordariomycetes; Hypocreales; Nectriaceae. Gene Ontology annotation, cellular component: endoplasmic reticulum. The record is from RefSeq and is a predicted model, not a curated record.
AUGAAGCUCAACAUUGGGCUCAGUGCAGCCUUUGCAGGCAUUGCUGCUGCAUCUCAACAACCCGCCGCUGACGGUACCAAAGUUUAUAUCCUCCGAGGAUCCCAUCACAUCGAGCCUACGACGAGUAUUACCCCCAGCGAAGCCCGUCUCAUCCUCUACCAGCGCCUCGCCCCCGAAGGACAGGACUUUUCAUUUCGCGAUCUCACAGACUCGGACGAUGAAAGGCGUGUCAUUUCUUUAAUGAACAAGUAUGGAAAGGCCCCUGCGCCAUUGCUUUCCGAUGAGAAGACCGCGACGCCGCGCCAGCUCGCUAUUACCAUUGACGGAAUGCCCACCUUCGAAUACGAAUCAUUCUUUGGCUGGCUCUUUAACACACAGCCCGACUUUACCACGGAUAUUAGCAAGGAAAAUGGCGAGCACCCCGAGGUCUUUGCAAAUGUUCUCGCCAAGAUGCCCCAGUGUCCCCUGAGCCAGAUUGUUGCCUUGGACGAGAAGUGUUUCAACGGUCAAUCUGCUUAUGCGUCAUACAGCAGGUCCCAGGAUGGUGACCACCCCACUACCCUGCUAAACGAGCUUCCCAAGCUUCAGAAGCUCGCCGAGUCGGGCGAACUACAGACCAUCCUGGUCUUCCUUCCCCUCAACGUCGACUCUGAGGACAAGUCCGACAAGGAUCAAGAGCUUCGACGUCGACAGGCUGAGACCGUUAUCUCGUCUAUUGAAGAGACAGCCGAGUCACCGGCCGAAACCUCUACCACACCCGCGAAGCCUUCGAACCCCAUCAAAGCUGUAUGCUUCACCUCGGAGGAUAGCUGCAUGGAAGCCACUGGCAACUGCACAGGCCAUGGAAAAUGCCUGAACAAAUACGGCCAGAGCAAGGACGCUUGCUUCGCCUGCCACUGCCAAGUCACAAAGUCUGAGAGCGGCAGUGUCACUCACUGGGGUGGUAACAUGUGCCAGAAGCAGGACAUCAGUGUCCAGUUCUGGCUCUUUGCUGGCUUCACUCUCGCCCUCCUUACCAUCCUGUACAUGGCCAUUGGCAUGCUCUUCAGUGUUGGCGAGGAGAAGCUUCCUGGAGUCAUCGGCGCUGGUGUGUCGAGGUCCAAAACCGGGUUUUUCUGCUUUUUGUCAAAAGUCCGCCGGACUUGUCAUCAUACACCGCCUUCCAUUCCUCUCCUGCAAGCUCUUUAUGCACGGCAGAUCACCGUCAUGAUAUCCAAUACAGACAGGCCCAAGCCCGCAACCGCUAAAUGGGGUGCUGCUUGCGCUCAGUGUUCUACAGCGAAAGCUAAGUGUAUUCGAUCAAAUAAUACGCCUGGAUCAAAGUGCGAUAGAUGUGAACGACUAGUCAAGAAUUGUACGGAGCAGGUUCAUAGACCCCGGAAAAAGAGAACUGUCAAACCAUCCGGAGUGGCCCCCCCUCCUCCCGCCUCAGAUGAAGAGCUUUUGAAACUCUAUCGAAAGGAGUUACAAGCUCUUCACCCGUUUGUCAUCAUCCCCGAUGGCGUCACAGCAGCAAAGCUCAAGGCAACACGGCCUUUCCUCAUGUCAUCUAUCCGCAUGGUCACAUCGUAUCGCAGUCUAAGGUCGAUGAGGGCUCAGAUGUAUCAUCUGAUGAAGUACAUAGCAGACCACAUGCUCAUCCGCUCUGAGCGAUCUCUGGACUUACUACUUGGAAUUAUUGUCAUAAUUGCGUGGUAUAAGUAUCACUGCUUCAUGCACGCACAGUUAAACAACCUGAUCGCCUUGGCCUCUACUCUCGUGGGUGAGUUGGGUUUGCACCGCAGCCCAACUGUUCUUGAGCGGACCAGCUUGAUGGUUGUGACACCGUUCCAGCCGGCAGCGAGAACCAACGAGGAGAGGAGAGCCUUAUUGGGAGUAUGGUACUUAUCUUCAUCGAUGUCUCUCGGGUUCCUACGGAUAGAACCCAUGCGGUACACUAAGUAUAUUCAACAAUGUCUAGCUGUUCUUGAGCAGGAGAGGGAGUACGACACGGACAUGCGCCUUGUGACGCUUGUUCGGAUUCAACACUUGACGGAGAGGAUCGCGCAACUUAAUGCUCCUGAUGAUCCAGCGGAAGAAGUUGUUGGUCUCCCAGCGGCACCAUUAUCAGCUUACGUUUCUGCGUUCCACAGUGAACUGGACAGAAUAAGGAAUGGGUUACAUCCUGAGCUUACAAACGACACUCUCGACAUCUUUUACCAGUCAAGAAACGCCUUAAAGAAGUUCUUCGAUGAUUGGCUUAUGGUCCCAAUUCCAGAGUUCUACAACCAGACAACACCGGUAGUUGCACAACUUGUCUACGGGAUGACAAUGCUUGGUCGCUGGGCCAAGUAUACAGCACCGAUUCCUUUGACAAAGGCUACUACACCAAUGCCACAGGACACAAGCGCACGAGACCCCCAUGAUGAGAUUUAUAAAGCAGACUCUGCAUACUCGGCGAGUGUUAGCCCUUCCGUUGCAACACCGUCGGUAACGACGGGAAGAGAUUCCCAAGAAACCAGUCCAAUUUCAUUGCGGGAGGGUACAGACCCGAAGCUACCAGCUGCAGUGGCAGCUCUUCGGUCACAGAUUCAGACCCAGCCGGGACUGUCGUUAGAUGUCACAGGGAUAUUAUCAGCGAUAUGUGCACGGUUCGAAGAAGCUAACGCAUCGUUCCAGAUGGCUUCAACAGAGCCUGGUUCUUCGGAUCACAACCUCUGGAGUAUGAGCGCAAUCAAGGUCAAAAUCACAAGGGCAAAGCUUGAGAGAUGGGCAGAGAUCGUAGCAGCGGGUACAGAAGCCCUCAGGAUACACGAGGAGGUCCGAGACACAGCCAUGGCAGAUAGUAGCACUAGCGAGACCGGAGCUGGUGGCACAGGAAUGGCCAUGGGCCAGGAUAUGCAGCCUGAUGUGUUCACAAUGCCGGAUUGGAACCCUGAAAUGCCGUGGGCUUCGGAGAUGCUCCAGGGGGUCGAUCCCUCGAUAUGGUUCGACGGUUAUUUGGAUUGGGGCGCUGUCGUCAUGAACUCCCUGGGGAACCUGGAACAUCAGAACCAGUCGUGA